UAAUAUUUUUUCCAAGUAAUUUAAGUUAGUAAUCGCCAUAAAUAUGAUGAACUAGUGAGUGAGUGUUUAUGGGUUUUGUGAAGAGCGCGAGAGCCCCGAGGAGGUCAGUCUUUCUUCCCUCGUGAGCCGCCACCAUGAAGGCUUCUGGCUUGCUUAAGGAGUACAGCGUAAUAGGGCGCAAGCUGCCCUCGGACAGCGACCCCGAGCCCCAGCUGUACAAGAUGAGGAUCUUCGCACCGGACAGAGUGACGGCAAAGUCCCGCUUCUGGUACUUCUUGUCUAAGCUCAAGAAGAUGAAGAAGGCCAGCGGAGAGAUCGUAUCUAUCAAGCUGGUGGUGGAGCGCAAGCCUCAGGUGGUCAAGAACAUCGGCAUCUGGCUUCGCUACGAUUCCCGCUCCGGCACUCACAACAUGUACCGGGAAUACCGUGACUUGACUGUGUCCGGCGCUGUCACCCAGUGCUACAGGGACAUGGGGGCCAGGCACAGGGCACGGGCACACUCCAUCCAGAUCAUGCGUGUCGAAACCGUGUCCAGCGGGAAGUGCCGUCGCCCGCUGACCACACAGUUCCACAAUUCCAAGAUCAAGUUCCCUUACCUCUCCCACAACAAGAAGAAGAACAUGAAGAGGGACCGCAUCACCUACGGACGCCCCAUCCCCAAGUGCUUCUAGAGGAGGUUGUGUUGAUGGAAAUAAAGAAAGAUCGAGUGAA
Eriocheir sinensis (Chinese mitten crab) is the source of this 711-nucleotide messenger RNA. RefSeq names its product 60S ribosomal protein L18a-like (gene RpL18A). Gene Ontology annotation, cellular component: cytosolic large ribosomal subunit; ribosome. The record is from RefSeq and is a predicted model, not a curated record. The transcript has 4 exons. Gene Ontology annotation, molecular function: structural constituent of ribosome. The coding region runs from base 135 to 671 and encodes 178 amino acids. NCBI's taxonomy places the organism in Eukaryota, Metazoa, Arthropoda, Malacostraca, Decapoda, Varunidae. Gene Ontology annotation, biological process: translation.